Messenger RNA from Colletotrichum graminicola M1.001, 1485 nucleotides. Its product is annotated as major facilitator superfamily transporter. Gene Ontology annotation, biological process: transmembrane transport. The transcript is spliced from 3 exons. The record is from RefSeq and is a predicted model, not a curated record. Gene Ontology annotation, molecular function: transmembrane transporter activity. Gene Ontology annotation, cellular component: membrane. Lineage: Eukaryota; Fungi; Ascomycota; Sordariomycetes; Glomerellales; Glomerellaceae. The coding region runs from base 1 to 1485 and encodes 494 amino acids.
AUGGACUCGACCUUGGACACGAAGGGCUCGCGCGCCCCAGACCGCAGUGACAUCGAGUCAGCCGCGGUGAAAGAGUAUUUCUCGCCUGCCUCGCCGCCCCAGAGCGACGCCCCCAGCGACGACGAAGAGGAAAAGGCGCUCCUCUGGAAACAGGACAAACGAAUCAUCCCGCUGUCGGCGGGCAUCUACUUCCUCUGCUUCCUCGACCGGUCCAAUAUCGGCAACGCAAAGAUCCUUAACUCGUCCACGCGCCACGACAUGCAGACGGAGACGCACAUGUCGAACCGCGACUUCACCAUCGCCCUCAUGGUGUUCCUCAUCGCCUACGCCGUCUUCGAGGUUCCGUCCAACAUCCUUCUCAAGAAGCUCCGCCCCUCGCGCUGGCUCUCCUUUCUCAUGUUCUCCUGGGGCACCGUCACCAUCGGCCUCGGCGGCGCCACCAACGGCGCGGCCGUCACGGGCGUGCGGUUCCUGCUGGGCGUCUUCGAGGCCGGGCUGUUCCCCGGGCUGGUCUACUACCUCACCUUCUUCUACAAGCACAACGAGAGGAGCGUGCGGGUGGCCAUGAUUCUGGCGAGUGCGACGCUGGCGGGCGCCUUCGGCGGCGCCAUUGCGUACGGCAUCGGACACAUGAACCAGGUGCACGGUAUGUCCGGCUGGCGCUGGUUAUUCAUUCUAGAGGGCAUCCCGUCUUGCCUGUCGGCCAUCCUCGUGUGGGCUUACCUACCAGACUACCCCGAGACCGCAGGGUGGCUGUCGGAGAGGGAGAAGGACGUUGCGCGGCAGAGGCUGUACUACGAAGGCAGCAAGAGCAGCGACAAGAGCAUGUCGUGGGAGGAGGCCAAGGUGACGUUGACGGACUGGAGGCUGUACGGACACUACGCCGUGUACUUUGCCAUGUCGACGCCGUUCUCGUCUCUGUCGCUCUUCAUACCGUCCAUCACGGCCGGGCUGGGCUUUCACGACUUACAAGCGCAGCUCAUGACUGUCCCCCCAUAUGCGGCAGCGUACGUCGUGCAGAUCCUCGUCGCGUGGUCCGCCGACCGCCUCAACGCGCGCGGCGCGCACUCGGCGGCGCUCGCCCUCAUUGGCGGGAUCGGCUUCCUUAUCUCAGCCGUGCUGCCACCCGACGCAUACCACGCGCGGUACGGGUGUCUGAUCGUCGGGGCAUCGGGGGCGUUCGCGUGCAUCCCGCCGCUGCUAGGUUGGCUGAGCUCCAACGUGUUCAGCACGGGCGCGACGGGGCUCGCGAUCGCGCUCAACGUCAGCUUCGGCGGCGGGCUCGGGCAGAUACCGGGAGUCUGGACCUACAAGGCCGAGGAGAAGACGAAGGGGUACCCGACCGGCCACUGGGUGAACGCGGCGCUGCUUUUUGUGGUUGUCGUCGGGUGUGCCUGGUUGAGGAUAUACUACGGGGUGAAGAACCGUCAGAUCUUGAGGCGGGCGGCGGAGGACGGGACGCACCCGAGGCUGUACAAGUUGUGA